UCGGAUCCUGGAGCUCUCGGACUCAAUCUCCUGGUCAAUCCACCAGAUGCCGAGGUAGACAUCGUUGCUGUCCAUGGCCUUGAUGGCCACUGGAGAAGGUCCUGGACCGCUGACAACGGAACUUUCUGGCUUCAAGAUCUCCUUCCCAACAAACUACCAAAGGCACGCAUUUACUCUUACAGCCAUAACUCUAAUACAAGAGGAGGCGAAGUUCCCUUGACUGACGUAUCAGUCCACGGACGUGAACUGGUGAGGGUUCUGACUGCAGAGCGAAUUCAAACAAAUCGACCCAUAAUCUUCAUUGUCCAUAGUCUCGGCGGUAUAAUCCUUAAGAAUGUGAGCAAACAACACUAUGGAAUAAAAGUCGAGUGA
Colletotrichum gloeosporioides is the source of this 372-nucleotide messenger RNA. RefSeq lists its product as uncharacterized. Lineage: Eukaryota; Fungi; Ascomycota; Sordariomycetes; Glomerellales; Glomerellaceae. The transcript is spliced from 3 exons. The annotation marks the transcript as partial. The record is from RefSeq and is a predicted model, not a curated record.